AGUUGUACACCCACAAGCUGACAAGCAUAUAGACCGAAUAAAAUGGUCUAUGGGGACCAAAGUUGUUGAUGUAUGUAAUUCCACAUUUGCCCCCAAGCUAGAUCGGUUCUAACGGCUACUUGCAGACAGGCAUUUGAAAAGCAACGGCUGUCUACAACAAAGCAUUCACCAAACGCUCUUCUUCCUCACUCUCUCUCACGCACUCGCAGAAGCCGUUGCGACGCUCCACCGCACCGCACAGCACAGCCGGAAAUGGUGAAGGAACUCGGAAUCCGAUCCGCUUCACUGCCGGAGUCCAUUUGCAGCGGUAGCGGCGGGAGCAGUAUGGACACCGGAGAAGACGAGGAGUUCUACGAGAGGAUCGAGGCUCCUAAGUUCGUCGAUUUCACCGCUCCGGAUCAUUUCCGCCCCGACGAUCACUACUGGUUCUGCCUCCGUGUUGGAUGUGAGGAAAAACAUGAAGAAGAGAUGGACUCGGAGAGAAUCUACAAGGAUUUCGUUCUUCGGGUAAUGGCAGCAAGAAGUCCCAAUGUAAGGCUUCAAAAGGCACUAAAUAGAAAUGCUUCAAGAAACAUGAAGUGCCCAAUGUCAGUGCCCUCAAAAUAUUCGAAGCCCAGGGUGGUGUCAAGAUUAGCAGUGGCUUCAUCCAUUUCCAGGAAAUUGGGUUAUGAGAAAGAGAAAGUUAAACCUCCUACAAAUCCGAUGUCUACUCCAAAGGCUAAAACAAAGCAAGUUGCAGCCAAAUAUCUUACCACUCCUAGGAGCAAAAAGUGCCUUCCGGAUGCAAAUUCAUUUCGGAGUGUUCAGAAUCCCAAACCUACCACUCUUGCAGUGCCAAAGAAUCGGAUGGUGGCAAAGGCUCUCGCGUUCUCCUCUCCAAAGAAAGCUAUCAGUUUGAAGAAAUCUGUUGAGCUGCGUAUGCCUCUAACAAAGCUGUGUGAAGGGAUGAAGAGGCUCGAGAUAACAAGCCAAAAGAAGCGUUUAUUAGGGCAUUCUAACAGAUCAUUAAAGGAUGCUGGACAUACUCCAUUAAAGUCAAUGCCAUUAGAUAGUGCAGUAAAGGUUAAAACCUCCAAGAAGGAUAAUAGAGUGGCAAAGGUCCCUUCACAGUCCCAACCUCAAGCUGCUGAGAAAGUAAAGCCAGUCAAGUCUGUGAGGGGUAAGAAAGAAUGCAACUUGAAGGAGAAAGUUGAAAACGAGCCCUGCAGCAUGGAGGUCGAAGCAGAGAGUGAUAAGCAAAUAGAUGCAAACCCAUCCUCAGAGCCUCUAUCCAUGGCUCCAAGAGAGAAGCUGAAUUUAUCUAAUGAAGGAAGUGAACAGGAUACAGAAGAAAAUUCAGAGAAUGUAGAGAACUUUAAGAAUCAUUCUACUGAGACCCAACCCUCUGAAGUGCAUUAUCAUGAAAAUGCAUCCACAGAAGGCGAUGACAAAGAGAAUGAUGUAUCUGCCGAUGAAAACAGAACGGUAAAUGAUAACAACAUCAAGACCAAAAUUCUAGGCGAACAGACAAACACCAUAAAAAAGAUUAUCAAACCAGCAGACAAGAAUCUUUCAGUGCUGAAAUUCAAGAAACCAAAGCCUACAAACCCAAAGCCUUUCAGGCUAAGAACUGAUGAAAGAAGCAUUCUUAAGGAAUCUAACUUUGAGAGGAAAGGUCAGCAUCCAGACCCUCCCAGUGGAAAUUUGAUAAGAAAACAUGGAGCAGACACUCAUGGCAAUGGGGAGUCUAUAGAGCAACAAAAUAGGGGUGCUGGUAGCAACUGCAAGGGCAAGGAAUCAUCAGACACCGAUAGCAGUUUGACGAAAGGGAGCAGAACAGCAGAAAGAACCAAGAUGUCAAGAGACAAAGUAAGAUCAAAGACAGUCACUAUGACACCGAAAAGACCUAAUGCUUCCCCAUUCCAGGAAAGGGGUGAAAGAUCAGCUACCAGGAAGGUCAAAUCCCCCUUGGAGAAAAAACAAGCCGUGUUUCAAAGGCUUGCUUCAACAAAGAUGACAAUGGCAUCACCUAGUCGAAAUCUUGCAAUGACAGAUAAAAGUUCAUCCUCACGGGGAAAAAGACGAGUGACUGUCCCAAAGGAGCCACACUUCCAUACCACUUCCAAAAAGGUGCACUAGAAAGUUUACAUAGACACAGCUUCUGCUGCAUCUUUUAGGGUCGUCCUCAAUGGCUAAAAGACGGGUGACUAAUUCCACUCAUGUUGUUGCACUAGAAAGGUUGACAUGAGAUUGUUGUUCAAUUGAUUAUUGAAUUGUGUAAUGUUUAACUGCAAUGACAUUACACUAUAUUGUUUAUUACUUUAUAUUGUUUGUGUGGCUGAGUUUUCCAGAAGUGUUGUAGGCAUGUUUAUAUUUUUGUAACCAAUUUGUACACAAUCAUGGUUUGUCAUCUCUGUGUAAUAAUAGGAUGGAUGACCAUUUCUUUCAUCUGCUGUUUAUCUUA
This is a messenger RNA of Ipomoea nil (Japanese morning glory), 2443 nucleotides long. Its product is annotated as AT-rich interactive domain-containing protein 4B. The record is from RefSeq and is a predicted model, not a curated record. NCBI's taxonomy places the organism in Eukaryota, Viridiplantae, Streptophyta, Magnoliopsida, Solanales, Convolvulaceae. The coding region runs from base 253 to 2118 and encodes 621 amino acids. The transcript is spliced from 10 exons.